Molecule: messenger RNA, 2888 nt
Organism: Gossypium raimondii (Peruvian cotton)
Lineage: Eukaryota; Viridiplantae; Streptophyta; Magnoliopsida; Malvales; Malvaceae
Product: protein EMBRYO SAC DEVELOPMENT ARREST 30
Exons: 11
Coding region: 440-2413 (657 amino acids)
Cellular component (GO): Golgi apparatus; chloroplast; cytoplasm
Source: RefSeq, a predicted model, not a curated record
CACGCAUUAACGAAUUUACAAUGAGAAUUCUCCAUCCUCUUUGAAACACUUUGUUUUCUCUUAACCUCUCUUCAUUCUUCUUCAUGCAUUCUCUCUUAUCAAUUCUCUGUUAAAGUUCCUUCCAUAUUUCUCUGUUUGUCUUGUUGUGGGAUUUUUUCCCUUGUGAUUGCAUCGGAGGGUGUUUAAAGUUUUGUGUUAAGUCCAUUGCUUCCAAUCCAGAUUUGAACUCUACCCACUUCCCAAUUCCCUGUUUUCCAGCCUAAUAAAUCAAGGGGGAAAAUGAAAAAGAAGGUUCUAAAUCUUUGAUUCAAAUCUGGGUUCUUCAUGUUGUUUGGUGGUUUUCUAGAACUGGGUUCUCUUCACUGGGGGCUUGCUGCAACUUUCCAGGGAGAAUUGGGUGUUAAAUUCAACAUCCAAGAAAGUAACUUUUUGAGUUAAGAUGGCGUUCAAAUCUAAGAUAAAAUGGGUUGCAUUAUUUGUAUUGACUCUAUCUUUGGCAUCUUUGGUUGCUCAUCUUUCAAUGACAAAGUUUUCAAGUAUGAAUUUAGUCCAGUAUAGUGCAAAAGAGGCUUUAAGCCAUGAUUUUCCUAAUAGUGGAUCACCAUUGAAGACUAGAAGAAAUAAGAGGCUAUGGGGUGCUGUGAGGUCUCUGGAGUCUUUGCAACCACAUGCAAACCCCAGAAGCAGCUAUCCUGUUCCAGAUGAAAACACUAAUGGUUUCAUCUAUGCAAAAAUUUUUGGUGGAUUCGAGAAGAUAAGAUCUUCGAUCUGUGAUCUUGUCACCAUAUCCAGGCUUCUAAAUGCUACUCUUGUAAUUCCAGAGAUACAACAAAGUACCCGCUCAAAAGGUGUCAGUUACAAAUUCAAGAGUUUUUCCUAUCUUUACGAUGAGGAGCAGUUUAUCAUGUUGCUUAAAAAUGACGUCAAUAUUGUAAAAAGCUUGCCUGAGUAUUUAAAGGCCGCGAGACGAAGGAGUGAGUUCCCUACUUUCAAGCCCAAAAAUUCUGCUUCUCCAAAUUUUUAUGUCAAAGAAGUUUUGCCAAACUUAAGGAAAGCAAAGGUUGUUGGGUUGAUUGUCACGGGUGGAGGGUGCCUGAAGUCAAUUCUUCCACCUAGUAUGUCCGAGUUUCAGAGGCUUAGAUGCAGGGUUGCUUUUCAUGCACUCCAGUUUCGUCCUGAAAUUCAGAUCCUUGGCCUCCGGAUGGUUGAGAGGCUACGAGCAUCGGGACAGCCUUUCCUAGCAUAUCAUCCGGGUUUAGUAAGAGACACCUUGGCGUAUCAUGGCUGUGCUGAACUUUUCCAGGAUGUUCAUACGGAACUUAUACAAUACCGAAGGGCACAGUUGAUCAAGCAAGGAAUCAUUAAUGAUGAACUAAGCGUUGACUCACACUCUCGAAGAGAAAAUGGUUCAUGUCCUCUCAUGCCUGAAGAGGUUGGGCUUCUUCUUCGUGCAAUGGGUUAUCCUUCUAAAACAAUUAUAUACCUGGCAGGAUCUAAAACUUUUGGUGGUCAACGUCUUCUGAUCCCUCUACGUGCAUUGUUUGGGAACCUAGUAGAUCGCACUACAUUGUGCAGCAAAACAGAGUUGUCAGACUUAGUCGGUCCUGAAGCACCUCUGCCUGCUGAUAUUUUCCGACUACCUCUUCCAAAAAGAGAACAGCAACUUAUAGACCAGUGGAAAAAGGCUGGUCCACGGCCCCGGCCUCUUCCUCCACCUCCUGAUAGGCCCAUAUACCAACAUGAAAAAGAAGGUUGGUAUGCUUGGAUUCUGGAGAAGGACAAAGAACCGGACCCUUCACCUAUGGAACAUAGGAUGCAAGCGCACAGGUUAAUUUGGGAUGCCCUAGAUUAUAUCGUCUCUGUGGAAGCAGAUGCUCUUUUUCCUGGUUUUAACAACGAUGGCAGUGGAUGGCCAGAUUUCUCAGGCUUGGUUAUAGGACAGAGGUUAUACGAGAGGGCUUCUUCUAGGACAUACCGACCAGAUAGGAAAACUAUUGCUGCACUUUUCAACAUUACGCGUGAUGAAAUGUACCAUCCGAAGCGUGAUUGGAUGUUAUCGGUUAAGGAACAUCUCAACAGAAGUUUGAGUGAAGAUGGUUUCUUCAGGCAAUCCCUGUUGUCGAAGCCUAACUCUUUUCUGUCGCAUCCACUUCCCGAAUGCUCUUGCAGAAUCCCUUCUGUUGAAACCACGAAACAAAUAAAAGGCAAAGAUGGCAGAAUUGUUUUUGGAGGUGAAGAGGAGUGCCCCAAAUGGAUGGAGUUGGCUAGGGCUGAAGGGGCUAGAAACGACGACAUGGAAUCAGCAGAAGAUGAUAAUGACACAGUUGAACAGCUAGAACCCGAUGCAGUUGAUGCCACAAGUAGCUUAACAUCGCUGAUUGAUCAUGAUGAAGAAUGGGAUCCAAAUGACUAACUGGUCACAGGAGAUGAUACAAACUCCUCCCUACAUCAUCAAAGGACUGAAUUCAGUUUCCGGUGAGUUGUUCUGCAAUGAAACUUUUCAUGUCACAAGGGUAGCAGCCAUUCUUUUAUUUCACAGCUUUUGAGAUAAAAUAAGUAGUCAAUUACUUUUGUCUUCAUUGAGUAGAUUCAUUCAAUCAAAUUCUCCAGGCACAAAGAAAAACCAGAGAGUUAUUUUAUAUGGUUUAUACAGUCAAAGUUUUCUAACAUUAGAAGAACAGUGGAAAGAAUUGCAGCCUUUAGCAUUAAAAUUGCCCUUCUUAUUAGUCUUCAUGGGAGAGAAACUGAAACUCUGCUGUAAAUCUGAGGUUCUGCAAUUUUUUUUUUUACUGUUACAUGUGUAAAUUUGCAUAGAGAAAGGAUUUCAAUGACAGUUUUGUAAUAGACCAUUCUGGUAUCAUGUGAUUUAUUCGAUUUUUUUUUAAUUC